Anopheles coluzzii is the source of this 1704-nucleotide messenger RNA. It is a transcript of the gene Acat1, whose product is annotated as acetyl-CoA acetyltransferase, mitochondrial. Gene Ontology annotation, biological process: fatty acid beta-oxidation. Lineage: Eukaryota; Metazoa; Arthropoda; Insecta; Diptera; Culicidae. Gene Ontology annotation, molecular function: acetyl-CoA C-acetyltransferase activity. The record is from RefSeq and is a predicted model, not a curated record. The transcript is spliced from 2 exons. The coding region runs from base 189 to 1433 and encodes 414 amino acids.
CAUUGUAUGUGUCUCGUCAGUGCCGCCUCGGUUCAAGAGCAGAGUGUUACGUCGCCGUCGGCAGCCACCACACACUAUCGGACGACACGCGAAUUAACCUAAUCAAAGCUCGUCAGUGUCUUCCCUUUUCCGAUUCUUUCUGGAGUAAUUGUACACAUAGUUUUGCCAUCACCGCGUGCAACUUCAACAUGGUUCUCAAGCUUGCUCAGUUUGCCGGCCGUGCGAUCGGUACCCGCGCGCACUACUCCACCUCGGGCAAGCGGCACGACGUGGUGAUUGUGGCCGCCACCCGCACCCCAAUUGGAAGCUUCCAGAGCAGCCUGUCGUCGCUUUCCGCCACCCAGCUCGGUGCGGUCGCGGUCGAGUCGGCGGUGAAGCAGGCGGGCAUCGGCAAGGAGGACGUGCAGGAAGUGUACAUCGGCAACGUGUGUGCGGCGGGGCUGGGGCAGGCACCGGCCCGCCAGGCCGUCAUCUUUGCCGGGCUGCCCAAGUCCACCAUCUGCACCACGGUCAACAAGGUGUGCUCUUCCGGCAUGAAGAGCGUGAUGCUCGGCGCGCAAACGCUGAUGCUCGGCCAGCAGGACGUGAUCGUGGCCGGCGGCAUGGAGUCGAUGUCAAACGUGCCGUACUACCUGAAGCGGGGCAGCACACCGUACGGGGGCGUGAGCCUGAUCGAUGGCAUCGUGUUCGACGGGCUGACGGACGUGUACAACAAGUUCCACAUGGGCAACUGUGCGGAAAACACGGCCAAGCAGAUGGGCAUCACGCGCAAGGACCAGGAUGAGUUCGCCGUCCGCAGCUACCAGCGCAGUGCGGCGGCCUGGGCGGCCAAAGCGUUCGAGGCGGAAAUUACGCCCGUGCGCAUCGCGGGCAAGCGCGGCAAGCCGGAUGUGGUCGUGAGCGAGGACGAGGAGUACCGGCGGGUGAACUUUGACAAGUUCGGGCAGCUGGCGACCGUGUUCCAGCGGGAAAACGGCACCGUCACGGCGGGCAAUGCAUCCACGCUGAAUGACGGCGCGUCGGCGGUGGUGCUGAUGACGGCCGAGGCGGCCGAACGGUUCAAGUGCAAACCACUGGCCCGGAUCGUGGGCUUUGCCGAUGCCGAGACGGACCCGAUCGACUUCCCGAUCGCACCGGCGCUGGCCGUACCGAAGCUGCUGCAGCAGACGGGCGUCCGGAAGGAGGACGUGGCGAUGUGGGAAAUCAACGAAGCGUUCUCGCUGGUGGUCGUCGCGAACCAGCGCAAGCUGGACGUCGAUCCGGAGAAGGUGAACGUGCACGGUGGGGCCGUCUCGCUCGGGCACCCGAUCGGCAUGUCCGGCGCGCGGCUGGUGACCCAUCUGACGCACGCCCUCAAGCCGGGCCAGGUUGGCUGCGCCUCGAUCUGCAACGGUGGCGGUGGCGCCUCGUCGAUCCUGAUCGAAAAACUGUAAGCAACAAACGGGGGUGGGAUGACCCACUUUACCCGCUUUACAAAUUACCUCGGAACGUGUGUGUGAGUGUGUUGGUGUGUGGAAGAGAAGUGCCCUCAUUUCCCAUGAUCGGUAAAGGGGAAAAGGGGGCGAGAAAUUAAAGUGCAUUUAUUAGAAUAGUACGGUCCCCGUAACACCGGUCUCGACCAGAGGCCGAAGAUGUGUGCAGGCAAUAUAUUUUUCUAUGCUACAAGCUGGUUUUAAAAUUCAAUAAAAUUGAAAUGCAUUUUUC